AUGAUAUCUAACACCUGUAAAUUUACAGGACAUGGACACCUGGACGAACAUUUCACGGUGAUUUUUAACACCUGUAAAUUCUCAGGACAUGGGCACCUUGACAAACAUUUCAAGAUGAUAUCUAACACCUGUAAAUUCACAGGACAUGGACACCUGGAUGAACCUUUCAAUGUUAUAUCUAACACCUGUGAAUUCACAGGGCAUGGACACCUGAACGAACUUUGCAAGGGGAUAUCUAACACCUGUAAAUUCACAGGACAUGGACACCUGGACAAACCUUUCAAUGUUAUAUCUAACACCUGUAAAGUCACAGGACAUGGACAUCGGUACGAACAUUUGAAAGUGAUAUAUAUCACUUGUGAAUUCACAGGACAUAGACACCUGGAGAAUCCUUUCAAAGUGAUAUCGAACACCUGUAAAUCCACAGGACAUGAGCACCUGGAAGAGUCUUUCAAGGUGAUAUCUAACACCUGUAAAUUCACAGGACAUGGAAACCUGAACGAACUUUGCAAGGGGAUGUCUAACACCUGGACCCCUGGACGAACUUUUCUAGGUGAUAUCUAA
Messenger RNA from Liolophura sinensis, 564 nucleotides. RefSeq lists its product as uncharacterized. NCBI's taxonomy places the organism in Eukaryota, Metazoa, Mollusca, Polyplacophora, Chitonida, Chitonidae. The transcript has a single exon. Bases 1 to 564 code for a protein of 187 amino acids. The record is from RefSeq and is a predicted model, not a curated record.